Messenger RNA from Zootoca vivipara (common lizard), 4480 nucleotides. It is a transcript of the gene PGGHG, whose product is annotated as protein-glucosylgalactosylhydroxylysine glucosidase. NCBI's taxonomy places the organism in Eukaryota, Metazoa, Chordata, Lepidosauria, Squamata, Lacertidae. Gene Ontology annotation, molecular function: protein-glucosylgalactosylhydroxylysine glucosidase activity. Gene Ontology annotation, cellular component: cytosol. The record is from RefSeq and is a predicted model, not a curated record. Gene Ontology annotation, biological process: carbohydrate metabolic process.
CUCAUCGGUUCCCUCUUUGCCUGCAGCCUACUAUGAACUGGCCUCCAGUUCACCACGUCUUUUAGCGCGGUAAGUGCCAUUGAUCCAAGUGGGCUUACUCCAAGCUGCCUGUGGUAUGUUGCCAUGGCAGAGGAAGAUCCUGCUGUGUUCACCUCUGCCACUUUGCCCUCUGACCCCCGUCUCCUUGCCACGGUGACCAACGCCUACCUGGGCACUCGUGUCUACAGGGACAUCUUGCAUGUAAACGGGGUGUAUAAUGGAGCAGUCGGGGACUGUCAUCGUGCUGAUGUUCCCAGCCCUAUUAAUGUCAAAAUGAGUGCGGCUGCUGAGGACAGCCUGAUCGAGACUUUCUCGUUGGACACCAGGACAGGGACCUAUAUCCACACAAUCCAGGCCUCGGGUUAUACGGCCACUCACAGGAUCUAUGCCCACCAAUCCCUUGUUCACCUUCUGGCCUUCAGCGUAACCAUCCAGAGGUCAACGCUUGAAGGCGAACCCAUUGCUGUGAAUCUGCAGACCCAAUUCACACCUGAGAGCCCAGACCUGGACUUGCACAGAGGGGCAGAUUUCCAGGGAGCUCACUACAUCUAUGGAAAGACUUUGGUCCCUGAGGUGGAGAGUGGUCCUCGGCCUACUGUACACAUGAUCUGGACCCCAGUGCUACAAGCAGUGACCCUCCCUGGGGAGGAGAAGGAAAAGACCUGGGAGUUCCUCACAGCUGUAGCAGAGAGUGAAGAGGACGUGAAAAGGAGCUUUAGUGAAGGAAUGUCACUGAUUGUCUCUCAUUCAUUGUAUGUGUCUCACGUCCAGGCGUGGUCAGCCCUCUGGAAAGGAUGCAGUGUGGAAGUUGAGGGACCUCUUUCACUGAGCCAGGCUGUUUAUGGAUGCCUCUAUUACCUGCUGAGUGCCAUUCCUCCCCUGGGUUCUUCUGACUUCCCAUUCUCCGGAAUUAGCCCUGGAGGCCUUUCUAAUGGCACCUCGGGUGAAGAUUACUGGGGUCAUGUCUUCUGGGACCAGGAUACCUGGAUGUACCCAAACAUCUUGCUUUUCUAUCCGGAAGCAGCUUGUGCUAUCUUGAAAUACCGGAUUCGAACGCUAGGAGGAGCUCUGUGCAAUGCACAGGAGCAAGGAUACAAGGGUGCAAAGUUCCCCUGGGAGAGUGCAGCAACAGGCCGAGAGGUCUGCCCUGAGGAGGUUUAUGGAAACGAGGAAAUCCACAUCAAUGGAGAUGUUUUGCUGGCAUUUGAGCAGUAUUACUACAUCACUCAGGACCUGGAGCUCUUUCAUCAGGCAGGAGGCUGGGAGGUGGUCCAUGCUGUGGCUCAGUACUGGUGCAGUCGGGUGGUGUGGAACCCAGAAGACCAGAGCUACCACAUCCCUGGUGUCCUGCCCCCCGAUGAAUAUCAUUGUGCUGUAGAUAACUCUGUUUAUACCAAUGUCAUUGCCCAGAGGAGCUUGAAUUUUGCCAUUGACUUGGGGUCUCAGUUGCAUAUUCCAAUCCCUGAAGAGUGGGAGGAAGUUUGGAAGAAAAUUAAAGUGCCUUUUGAUAAAAGCAGGAAUUACCACCCAGAGUAUGAUGGGUACUGCCCAGGUGAGCAAGUGAAACAGGCUGAUGUUGUCCUGCUUGGAUUCCCUGUCAUGUAUCCCAUGGACCCAGAAGUCAGAAGGAAUGACCUAGAGAUGUAUGAACCGGUGACUGACCCUCAGGGGCCAGCCAUGACCUGGAGCAUGUUUGCUAUUGGCUGGUUGGAGCUGAAGGAGACCGGAAGAGCCCAACAGCAGCUGAGCAAAUGUUUCAGCAACAUCACUGAGCCAUUCAAGAUCUGGGUGGAGAACCCUGAUGGAUCAGGAGCUGUGAACUUCCUUACAGGGAUGAGUGGAUUUCUGCAAGCUAUCAUUUAUGGAUACACUGGAUUCAGGAUCACCAAGAAGCACCUGAAGUUUGACCCCGUUUGUCCAGAUAACAUAAAGAAGCUCAAGAUCACCGGCGUGUGCUACUUAGGAAGCAAGCUGAAUUUCACCCUUACCAAAGAAGAUGUCACCAUCCAAGUGACACAGGCCUCCUCCGUCCUACAGUCACCUGGUCUGGAGGCUGUGCUGGCAGGAACAGGCAAGCAUCUUCCCUUAAAUGAAGGACAGAUCAUCUCCUUCCCUGUAACUGCUGGCUGGAUCCAGAAGGUUGAGACAAUUUAAAGCCAGCUUGUUUUGAUUCUGUGACAAGUAUGAAAAAACUACCAAGCCUUUCCAAGCGUAGCAGACAGCCAGUACAGUGGUACCUUGGGUUACAGACACUUCAUGUUACAGACUCCACUAACCCAGAAAUAGUACCUCGGGUUAAGAACUUUGCUUCAGGAUGAGAACAGAAAUUGCGUGGUAGUGGCAGCGGGAGGCCCCAUUAGCUAAAGUACCUCAGGUUAAGAACAGUUUGGAGAGAAAAGAGCUUAUUUUUCCGCCUUUUUUCUGGAGGGAGGGGUGAGCAGUUGUCUGAAGAAAUCCCCAAACCUUUCUUGUUACUUUGCUUAUUGUACAUUGUUAUUAGCAUUGGAGGAGGGGAGGGUGGAGUGUAAACCACUUAUAUUCCCCCCCCUAUAAUUUUUAUUAAAUUUUCUGUUUUACUUUAAGGUUGUUUAAAUGAAUAUUCUAAAAUGUAUCAAUGACUUCCCUUCUUCUCUUUCCAUGGUUCAUUUUGCAUAACAUAAAUCCCUGCAUAUUUUACAUAGAAUCAUAGAGUUGGAAGAGACCACAAGGGCCAUUGAGUCCAACACCCUGCCAAGCAGGUAACACCAUCAAAGUAUUCCUGACAGAUGGUUGUCAAGCCUCUGCUUAAAGACCUCCAAAGAAGGAGACUCCACCACACUCCUUGGCAGCAAAUUCCACUGUCGAACAGGUCUCACUGUCAGGAAGUUCUUCCUAAUGUUUAGGUGGAAUCUUCUUUCUUGUAGUUUGAAUCCAUUGCUCCGUGUCUGCUUCUCUGCAGCAGCAGAAAACAACCUUUCUCCCUCCUCUAUAUGACAUCCUUUAAUAUAUUUGAACAUGGCUAUCAUAUCACCCCUUAACCUUCUCUUCUCCAGGCUAAACAUCCCCAGCUCCCUAAGCCAUUCCUCAUAAGGCAUCAUUUCCAGGCCUUUGACCAUUUUGGUUGCCCUCCUCUGGACACUUUCCAGCUUGUCAAUAUCCUUCUUCAACUGUGGUGCCCAGAACGGGACACAGUUUUCCAGGUGAGGCACUAUUACUUCCCUUGAUCUAGAUCAGGCAUCCCCAAACUUCGGCCCUCCAGAUGUUUUGGACUACAAUUCCCAUCUUCCCCAACCACUGGUCCUGUUAGAUAGGGAUCAUGGGAGUUGUAGGCCAAAACAUCUGGAGGGCCAUUGUUUGGGGAUGCCUGCUCUAGAUGCUAUACUCCUAUUGAUGCAGCCCAGAAUUGCAAUGGCUUUUUCUGCAUCACACUGUUGACUCAUUCCAAGUUUGUGGUCUACCAAGACUCCUAGAUCCUUUUCACAUGUACUGCUCUCAAGCCAGGUGUCACCCAUCCUUUAUUUGUGGCUUUCAUUUUUUAUUUUUUAUUUUGCCCAAGUGUAGUACUUUACAUUUCUCCCUGUUAAAAUUCAUCUUGUUUGCUUUGGCCCAGUUCUCUAAUCUGUUAAGGUCAUUUUGAAGUGUGAUCCUGUCCUCUGGGGUAUUAGCCACCCCUCCCAAUUUGGUGUCAUCUGCAAACUUGCUCAGGAUGCCCUCAAGCCCAUAAUCAAACUCAUUGAUAAAGAUGUUGAAUAAGACUGAAUAAGACUGGGCCCCCCACUAGUCCCUUCUCUCCAGGAUGAAGAGGAGCCAUUGAUGAGCACCUUUUGGGUUUGGUCAGCCAGCCAAUUACAGAUCCACUGAAUGGUAGCAUUGUCUAGCCCGCAUUUUACUAGCUUCGUUACAAUAAUAUCAUGGGGCACCUUGUCAAAGGCCUUGCUGAAAUCAAGAUAGGCUACAUCCACAGUGUUCCCUUCGUCUACCAAGCUUGUAAUUCUGUCAAAAAAUGAGAUCAGAUUGGUCUGACAUGACUUAUUUUUCAGAAACCCAUGCUGACUUUUAGUGAUCACAGUGUUCCUUUCUAGCUGCUCACAGACCAUUUGCUUAAUGAUCUGCUCUAGAAUCUUUCCUGGUAUUGACGUCAGGCUGACUGGGUGAUAAUUGUUUGGGUCCUCUUUUUUUUCCCCUUUUGAAAAUAGGGACAACCUUUGCCCUCCUCCAGUCUGCUAAACCAUUCAGUAUUCCAUUAUUACAUCCAUCAAAACUUACUUACACUGUUGAAUUUAUCGUAAAGCUGCCUGCGUUUUCAGGUUUACACAAUUUUUCCCCAUUUGUGGGGGAGUGUAAACCACUUUUAGAUAUAUAUAUAUAUUUGCAAUCAUGGUUUAUAUACAUGUUAUGAAAUAAAUAAAUAAAACUGCGAGUCAGUAGUUAUCUUUCUUCAGACCAGAACUGAACCCCUUGA